Aspergillus puulaauensis is the source of this 1053-nucleotide messenger RNA. RefSeq lists its product as uncharacterized. Lineage: Eukaryota; Fungi; Ascomycota; Eurotiomycetes; Eurotiales; Aspergillaceae. The transcript has a single exon. Bases 1 to 1053 code for a protein of 350 amino acids. The record is from RefSeq and is a predicted model, not a curated record.
AUGUCAUUCUCAAACCAUCAUAACGAGGAAAUCAACCAGGCCGAAGAGGAGGCAGAGGCCGAGGAGCAAGAGAUCGAUUACGAAGGAACGCUCGAUGUGACCAUCCAUCAAAUGAAUUGCUUAUUGGACGAAGUCACGGGCUUUAGUGUUCGCAGAAACGGUGAUGGCGACGUUAUUCCUGGCUCAAUGAGUACUUUCGAGGCCGACCAGGAAUCAAUUGAAAGAGCCGUUGAAGCAGCCGCUAAUGCCACUGGAGCCCACAGAAGACGCCGUCGCUUGACUCCUGUUAGGCCUCCACGUUCACCCCGGGAAAUCCAUACUUGGGAUGAACUGGUGCAAAUGCUUCCGAUUUCUCACAUCGAGAGAGAGCGCCAAGCUGCGGAAAUCCCUUCGGCACGGGAACUAGAUAACGAACUAGACCCGUCAACCAGUCCAAGUGCUUGGGAACCGUACAUCGAGUAUUUUCUCUGGGCAUGCCGUGGGAAUGUACCAUUAAUCGCCGAUCACCUGCAGGCCAUCUUUGGCUUCAAUCCUCCUAUUGACGAAACCGAUGUUGCGGCAAGGCUUGACGGUGUUAACGCGUACAAACAGAUUACCUUUCUGCGCAAGUAUCUCCCUGGCGAGACCCACUCCUUGCAGCGAGCAGAGGCCCGGGGUGUAAUCUAUGAAGCCGAUAUAGCACACCCUGAUGUCCGCAUGGGAUCCCAGAUACUAGACCUGAGGCAGUUAGACUCGGGACAUCCGGAAUAUGUUCAGCCCAUCCUGCCUUGCUGGGCGCCACGCAGUUGGAAUAGGAAAGACGAUGCUUUUGCCGCCUUGUAUUUGGGCGAGCAUCCGGCUGUGUUUCAACGCGAAUACAGCUGGACGCUCUCGGACAUUCCCAGUAUCGAAUUCAUUAGCAUUAGAAUGGCUCAGAUCCCGCACUUGAAUCUCAGUUGGGCGGAGUUGGAGGCAGCGAAAGAGCGACGGGACUUUUAUGCCACAACAUUCCCAGAAAACUUUCCAAACGAGAACACCCGGCCUGCGAUUCCAGCUGAAUGGAACUUCUUCUGA